CUGCAGCUUUGCUCAGUGUGCUGUGGAGAUCACUUUGCCUCUCAGAGAACCAGAACCGCCACCAUGGUCGACUCCUUCUGUGCCACCUGGAAGCUGGUUGACAGCGACAACUUUGACGAGUACAUGAAAGCACUCGGUGUGGGCUUCGCCACCCGGCAGGUCGGUAACGUGACCAAGCCGACAGUCAUCAUCAGCCAGGAGGGGGACACGGUGCUGGUUCGUACUCAGAGCACCUUCAAGAACACUGAGAUCUCCUUCAAGCUGGGAGAGGAGUUUGACGAAACCACCGCUGAUGACAGGAACUGUAAAUCCACGGUGACUCUGGAGGGAGACAAGCUGGUCCACGUCCAGAAGUGGGACGGCAAAGAGACCAAGUUCGUCAGAGAAAUCAAGGAUGGAAAGAUGGUCAUGAAUCUGACCUUUGAAGACGUCCACGCGGUGCGCAGCUACGAGAAGGCAUGAGAGCUCCGACCGACCGACCGACACCGACCGCGUCCCGACCCGGCCAAGAAGAGUGGACUUUAUAAUUAUUAUUGACUGUUUGCUUCUCUUUGCACUUCAUCUUCCUCCUCCUCCUCUUCCUCUUCCUCCUCUUCAUCCUCCUCCUCUUCAUCCUCCUCCUCCUCCCCCUCUUCAUCCUCCUCUUCCUCCUCCUCCUCCUCCUCCUCUUCCUCCUCCUCAUCCUCUUCCUCCUCCUCCUCUUCAUCCUCCUCCUCCUCUUCCUCCUCCUCCUCUUCCUCCUCCUCCUCCUCUCGGCCUGCAGGCUGCACAUGUUUUGUAAGAUUUCUUUCUUUUUAUAUGAACCCUUUGUGGUGAUGGACGGCUCGUCUCUGUAACUUUGUGUGAAACAUGAAAUAAAACACCCAGAGAGUAA
Sebastes umbrosus (honeycomb rockfish) is the source of this 874-nucleotide messenger RNA. RefSeq names its product fatty acid-binding protein, brain. The transcript has 4 exons. Gene Ontology annotation, biological process: fatty acid transport. Gene Ontology annotation, molecular function: fatty acid binding. The record is from RefSeq and is a predicted model, not a curated record. NCBI's taxonomy places the organism in Eukaryota, Metazoa, Chordata, Actinopteri, Perciformes, Sebastidae. Bases 64 to 462 code for a protein of 132 amino acids. Gene Ontology annotation, cellular component: cytosol; nucleus.